AUUCUUUGCGUCUAAUCGUUGCUUGUGGUGCUAGCUGUACAGUUAGCUAGCUAGGUACAGAAAUUAUAGAUACAAGUUGUCAACACGUUUCUCAUUCGGUAUCUAAAUCAAACCUACCGCGACAAUGAAAGAUGUUACCGGGUACCUCAAAACGCAACAGAGCAUGAGCUCAACUCCGGAGAUGGCAUCGGAAUGGCACACACUAGAGGAGUUUUACAACAAAAAGUUGUGGCAUCAGUUGACCCUAAAGCUCACAGACUUUGUAAAAGACCCUUGCUUUGCCACAGGAGAUGGCCUCAUACAGCUGUACGAUAACUUCCUCAGUGACUUUGACCACAGAAUCAACCCCCUGUCUCUGGUGGAGAUCAUCCUGUAUGUUGCCAGACAAAAGACAGAUCCUAAAGAUGCUAUCACUUUCCUUGAGAAGACUAAGGAGAAGGUGAAGAGCAACGACGAGUCGGUCAUUCUGUGCAAGACAUCUAUUGGAGCCCUAAAACUGGAGAUAAAUGACCUUCCAGCCACAAAGAUAUUAAUUGAGGAGGUGGAGGAGACGCUGAAUAACUUGCCGGGUGUGACGUCAGUCCACGGGCGAUUCUACGACCUGUCCAGCAAAUACUACCGCAUCGUGGGGAACCAUGCCUCUUACUACAAGGACGCUCUGCGCUACCUCGGCUGUGUCGACAUCAAAGACCUGCCAGAGACAGAGAAGCAGGAGAGGGCUUUCACACUGGGUCUGGCUGGACUCUUAGGAGAAGGAGUUUACAACUUCGGAGAGCUGCUGAUGCACCCAGUACUGGAGUCCCUAAGGAGCACAGACAAGCAGUGGCUGAUAGACACAUUGUACGCCUUCAACGGAGGCAACGUGGAGAAGUUCCAGGCCUACAAGUCUGCCUGGGGAGCGCAGCCUGACCUGGCAGCCAAUGAAUCCAAACUGAUGCAGAAGAUUCAGCUGCUGUGUGUGAUGGAGAUGACGUUCACUCGUCCCGCCAACAACAGACAGCUGACCUUCCAUGAGAUUGGACAGAGUGCCAAGAUCCCCGUGAACGAGGUGGAGCUGCUAGUGAUGAAGGCUCUGUCUGUGGGUCUGAUUGUGGUUCUUGUCCUCUGCAGGUGGAGCUGCUAGUGAUGAAGGCUCUGUCUCUGGGUCUGAUUGUGGUUCUUGUCCCCUGCAGGUGGAGCUGCUAGUGAUGAAGGCUCUGUCUGUGGGUCUGAUUGUGGUUCUUGUCCUCUGCAGGUGGAGCUGCUAGUGAUGAAGGCUCUGUCUGUGGGUCUGAUUGUGGUUCUUGUCCCCUGCAGGUGGAGCUGCUAGUGAUGAAGGCUCUGUCUCUGGGUCUGAUUGUGGUUCUUGUCCCCUGCAGGUGGAGCUGCUAGUGAUGAAGGCUCUGUCUGUGGGUCUGAUUGUGGUUCUUGUCCCCUGCAGGUGGAGCUGCUAGUGAUGAAGGCUCUGUAUGUGGGUCUGAUUGUGGUUCUUGUCCUCUGCAGGUGUAGCUGCUAGUGAUGAAGGCUCUGUCUGUGGGUCUGAUUGUGGUUCUUGUCCCCUGCAGGUGGAGCUGCUAGUGAUGAAGGCUCUGUCUGUGGGUCUGAUUGUGGUUCUUGUCCCCUGCAGGUGGAGCUGCUAGUGAUGAAGGCUCUGUCUGUGGGUCUGGUUGUGGUUCUUGUCCUCUGCAGGUGGAGCUGCUAGUGAUGAAGGCUCUGUCUGUGGGUCUGAUUGUGGUUCUUGUCCUCUGCAGGUGGAGCUGCUAGUGAUGAAGGCUCUGUCUGUGGGUCUGGUUGUGGUUCUUGUCCUCUGCAUGUGGAGCUGCUAGUGAUGAAGGCUCUGUCUGUGGGUCUGAUUGUGGUUCUUGUCCUCUGCAGGUGGAGCUGCUAGUGAUGAAGGCUCUGUCUGUGGGUCUGGUUGUGGUUCUUGUCCUCUGCAGGUGGAGCUGCUAGUGAUGAAGGCUCUGUCUGUGGGUCUGAUUGUGGUUCUUGUCCUCUGCAGGUGGAGCUGCUAGUGAUGAAGGCUCUGUCUGUGGGUCUGAUUGUGGUUCUUGUCCCCUGCAGGUGGAGCUGCUAGUGAUGAAGGCUCUGUCUGUGGGUCUGAUUGUGGUUCUUGUCCCCUGCAGGUGGAGCUGCUAGUGAUGAAGGCUCUGUCUGUGGGUCUGAUUGUGGUUCUUGUCCCCUGCAUGUGGAGCUGCUAGUGAUGAAGGCUCUGUCUCUGGGUCUGAUUGUGGUUCUUGUCCCCUGCAGGUGGAGCUGCUAGUGAUGAAGGCUCUGUCUGUGGGUCUGAUUGUGGUUCUUGUCCCCUGCAGGUGGAGCUGCUAGUGAUGAAGGCUCUGUCUGUGGGUCUGAUUGUGGUUCUUGUCC
Messenger RNA from Salvelinus namaycush (lake trout), 2343 nucleotides. RefSeq names its product 26S proteasome non-ATPase regulatory subunit 13-like. The record is from RefSeq and is a predicted model, not a curated record. Gene Ontology annotation, cellular component: proteasome regulatory particle, lid subcomplex; cytosol; nucleus. Gene Ontology annotation, molecular function: structural molecule activity. Lineage: Eukaryota; Metazoa; Chordata; Actinopteri; Salmoniformes; Salmonidae. The transcript is spliced from 10 exons. The coding region runs from base 125 to 1123 and encodes 332 amino acids. Gene Ontology annotation, biological process: ubiquitin-dependent protein catabolic process.